AUGGCAGAAACGUCUAGCGAUAUACCCAUUUCAGAGCCCAACGAGGUUACGGCUUUGCUAGCUCCAGAUUUAGAGGGAGUGGAAGCCGUAGUUGAACGUUUAGGAGAGUCUCUCUUGGGAGAAGCUGCUGCUGAAGAAGCAGAUGAAGUUCGAUGGCUGAGGCAAGUCAGGGCUGAAAACUCGCAUCUGGGGUGGCGGAAACCUGGUGUUGGUAUUCUGUGCUUUGUAUUAGGGCUUAUUACUCUAACGCACAGUAUCAUACUAUCACCAACAAUCGUUCUGUCCCUGAAUAAGGUUUGCAGGGCCAAAGGUGUUGAUGGGGCCUGUGAUAUGUCAAGCGCACAAGCAGAGUUCUCAGACAUCCAAACAGGGAUAGCUAUCAUUUGCGGUAUUGUUGGCACACUUCUGGCCGGGAAGUUGGGCGAGCUCUCGGACAGGUUUGGCAGGAAACCAAUUCUCAUUUACAUUGGCAUGGUGAGACUUCUCACUUGUUCUGCCAUAUUUUGCACGGUUAUACCACAGACGCCAUAUAGUAAGACGUUGAUGAUCUUCGCUAACAGUUUGGAAUCAUUACAUGGCGGGAUACUGGUCAUUGUUGCCACGGGGAACAGCUAUGCCGCAGAUUGCACUGAGGCCCACAAUCGCACCCUUGCAAUCAGUAUGCUAAUGAGCACAUUUUAUGGAGCGAUGGGGCUGGGUCCCUUAAUUGGCUCCUCCUUGGUAAAAAUAUUCAAGGGCAACAGCUUUGUGCCAUUCUUUCUAGCGUUUGGCGGAUCGAUUGUCUACUUGAUAUUUGUUAGCUUCGUUUUGACCGAGUCGCGCCACGGAGAUGCACUAAAACACAGCCAAAAUCACUUUCUACAUCGCAAGCGCAGUAUCAGUUCCAUUGCCUCAAACGGCUCCUCUUCUUACCUCAACAACCGCGGUAAAUACCAUUUGUUGCAGUUUUUGGACCUGUUGUCACCGCUAAAGAAAUUGUGGCUACCUCCUUCUGUUCAUGGCUCAUUUGUGGGCCGUUAUACCGUAGUCGCACUAGUAUCGAUGGAUGUGCUGUUUAUCGCUUCCACUACGGCCGCAGCUGCCCCUAUCCUCAUGUAUGGAACCUUCCGCUACCACUGGGAUUCCGUGGACCUGGGCUAUUUCAUCACGCUACUUUGCCUGGGUAGGGCCUUUGUACUACUUCUGAUCGCACCCCUGUCGCUAUCUUGGCUGAAGAAAUACUACCCAACACUCAAGAACUCCAUCGAUGCCGUUGACAUGAUUUCCCUCCGUGUGGCAAUGGGUGCGGUGGUUUUAUCCUUCCUGGCCGCUGUCCGAGGUGAUUCUAAGGGCUACUCGAUGAUCAUCUACGCCAUGAUGCAAAAUCUAAGCGCACUAUUUUCACCCACCGUACAGUCCACCGUUGCCAAAUACUGCUCCCAAAGCUCCGUUGGCGAAGUUUUUGGAGCCAUGGCUCUAAUAAGAAGCUUAGCCAUGCUAGUGUUUCCGGUGCUCAUUUUGCAAAUCUAUGGCCACACCGUGAAUAAGCAGCCCAGAGCGUUCCUCUUAGUUCCACUCUGCUCGGCCCUAAUCGCGCUGGCAAUUUCAUUUACUAUCAAGAUCGUGACAGACUCCGAACUACUACGCAGGCCAUCUCAAGUAUCUAUCAAGGGAUCCUCUGAUAGAUCUGAUGUAUCCUCUUCUCAGCCUGUUGAGAGAAGAGCCUCUACGUCUAAGUCGCUGAGGGUACCUCCUUCUAGAAACUAG
Messenger RNA from Lachancea dasiensis, 1746 nucleotides. Lineage: Eukaryota; Fungi; Ascomycota; Saccharomycetes; Saccharomycetales; Saccharomycetaceae. The record is from the annotation of a GenBank genome assembly.